This is a messenger RNA of Phyllotreta striolata, 3127 nucleotides long. The record is from the annotation of a GenBank genome assembly. Lineage: Eukaryota; Metazoa; Arthropoda; Insecta; Coleoptera; Chrysomelidae.
GGCUUCGCCAUUUUGUUGAUGGUGGUCGAUCGGCUUGACUCACUAUUGUAGCGUGUUAUCAAGUUACUGAAUUAAAUCAAUUUAUUUAUUGAUUGCGAUUGCAAAUGUAGAAUAGCGUUGCAUUUGAUGCAAAGAGCUGCACGUCGGCUACGUUUAACCAUUCGGAAAUAAUGUGAGGUAGUUUUAGUUGGAAUUCGGCUCGGAAGUAUUUUAUUUUAAUUAGAGUUUUUUUUUCGAUUAAAACAACCAUGUAUACGGGCACAAAUACUGAUCAGGAUAACCGGUUCAGCGAUAAAGAGAAGAAACUUCUCAAGCAGAUGAAGUUUAGUCCUUGUUUAAGUCAGCAGGUGGAUAUGACCAAAAUCAAGAUAGAAGUAAUCAAGCCUUGGAUUUCUGAUAAAGUAACGGAAAUAUUAAAAAUCGAAGACGAUGUAGUCGUUAACUUUGUUUACAAUCAAUUAGAAGUUAAGUUUCCGGAUCCAAAGAAGAUGCAGAUUAAUUUAACCGGCUUUCUCCAAAGCAAAAACGCCAUGGAAUUCAUGGCCGAACUUUGGGCCCUUCUACUAUCCGCUCAGGAGAACCCUUCAGGUAUACCCGAAUCCUUAAUAAACCUAAAAAGAGAAGAACUCGCCAUCAAAAAGGAGAAGGAAGAAAGGGAAAAGUCGGACAAAGAGAGGAAAUACCGCGAUCGCGACCGGUCCCGUUCCAGGCGUUCCAGAUCGAGGUCGAGGACCAGGAAGACGUCCAGGGAUCGUUCCAGCCGCAACAAGGACAAGAAAUCCAGGAGCAGGGACAGAAAGUCGCGCAGCAGGGACAGGAAAUCGAGGAGUCGAGACAAGAACUCGCGCUCGAGCGACAGGAAGUCGAGGAGCCGCGAAAGGAGCAGGACGAAGGACGGCGUCAGCAAGUCGAGGAGCAAGGAGAGAGAACGGACAUCGAGAAGCCGGUCCGGUUCUGCUAAAGAAAACGAAGUCGUCCGGAACAACGGAGACAUCAGUCCUAAUGAAAGAACCAACGGUAGGGAAGAAUCGUUGGAUAAGAACGGUACAACGGUUCCCGUACAGCCGGUUUCCAAGCUGCAGGCGAAGUUGAUGUCGCUCGCCGAGAACAAGAAGCUUUCCAGAUCGAGGUCGCCGAGCAGGAGUCGCACCCGGUCGAAGUCUCGCAGCCGAGGGGCUCGAUCGAAGUCGAGAUCGAAGUCGCGAUCGUCGAGCCGGUCGUUCAAAGGCAGACGGUCCAGGUCGACGUCGAAGACGCUCAAGGACAAGCGACGGUCGCGAUCGAGCUCGGGCUCGAAGGAGAACUUCGAGAUCAGAAAGAAGGAGGACAGCGUGCAGAAGAAGAGGCACUACAGGUCAAACAAGGACAGCUCCGACAGCGAGGCGGAUUCGAAGAGGAAGAGGUCGAGGUCGAAGUCGCGCCGAAGGAAGGACAGCCCGAGGGGGAAGAAGAGGAGUCUGUCGAGACGGAGGUCUACCAGCAGACGGAGGAGUAUAUCUAGAAGACGAAGCCCAUCGAGAGGCAGGCGAAGCAUCAGCCGCGACCGGCGCCGCCGCAGCCCGUCCAGGCGCAUUUCGCCGAGAAGAGGCCCCGGCCCUCGCAGGAGCUACAGCCGCAGGAGUCGCUCGCGCAGAAGGGGAAACAGCCGGCCUCGCAGGGGCAGCCCGAGAAGAAGGUCCAGAAGCAUCAGUAGAAACAGGUUCCGAAGGAGCCGCAGCAGGAACAGGAACUCGUACAGGCGGCCGACGCCGUCGCGCGAACGCGACCGACGAUUGUCGAGAGAUCGCCGAUCGAGGUCCCGAAGACGGUCCCGUGACCGUGGCAGCGCGCGCAGGAGAUCACCGCCGAGGGAGAGGUCCAGGCAACGCCGGCCGAGCCCCAGUCCGCAGAAGAGGGACAGCCGCCAGGAGGACAGGAGGCCGGCGCGCAAGGAGGAACCGCGUCUCGAACCGCCGCCGAGGAAGGUCGAAGAGGCCCGACGGAGGAUCGAAGAGGAGCUGAACCGGCACGAGAAGAAGGAGAAGGAGGAAUCGGAGCGACGCAAGAAGGCGGCGGAGCAGGCCGCCUCCGCCCCCGCGACCGUCACCGACGCGUCCACCAAACUCAAGGAGAAGGAUCCGGAGAGGGAGAAGAAGAAGUCGAGGAGCGUCUCGCCGGGGGAGGAGAACUAUCCCAUUCCGCCGCACGGUCCGCCGAGGUACUCGAGGAGCCUCUCGAGGACUCCCUCGCCGUUCAUCAAGGCCGACGAGUUUCCGCCGAAGCCGGCGAAGACUUCCGGCCCGAAGGACGAGAAGAAGAAGUCGCACAAGGAGAAGGUCGCCAAGAAGGUCGUCAAGAAGACGUCGAAGAGCGACACGGAUUCGAAUUCGUCGGAUUCCGAGAGCGAGGAGGAAUCGAAGAAGGACAAGAGGAAGGUGAGGACGAAGAAGAAGCUGAAGAAGAGGGAGUCGUCGAGCAGCGACAGCGACGACGAUCGUUCGUCGCGCGAGGUCGAGGUGAAGAAGCGCAAGGACAGAAAGAAGAGAGAUUCCAGCGAGGAGAAGCCGCCCAAGAAGCGACACCAAUCUUCCGAUUCGGAGGAGGAGAAGAAGGCGAAGAAGAAGCGUCGGUCUCAGAGCACCGACAAACCCAAGAAAUUGAAGAAGGAUUCGAGCGACAGUGACGUUCCGAAGAAGAAGAAGCGCGUCGAUUCGUCGGACGAUUCCGAAAAGGAGAAGCCGAAGAAACACAAGAAGGACAAGGACUCUUCGUCCGACAGCGACGACGAUUCUUCCAAGAAGAAGAAGCACCGAAGGAAGGCUAAAUCGAAGUCGGGCAGCGAUUCGGACGACGAGGUGGAGAUUAAGAAGAAAAAGCGCGACAAGAAACACAAGAAGAAGAAGAAACACUCGAAGAAACAUAAGAAGCAUAAAAGGAAGAAGCAGGAGAGCGACGACUCUGACAACAGCGAAUCGGAAGUGGUGAACGAAGACGAGAGGAAAUUGAGAGAAAAGGCUUUAAAGUCGAUGAAGAGGCAAAACUCUAGCGAUAAGUCUGAGCAGGUUGUUGGGACUGUGAAGUGAUCCGAGCGCCUGCCAUGCAUGCCCAGCUGAUUCGUCCAAUAUCACACACACACCCUGUUUUAAUC